AAGGUGCGCUUGCUUUUUGGUGGUUGCGAUCGCCACAAGAGUGAAUGAAAAAGAACCUCUCAACGACGACGACGACGGAAGAGAACGGAGCAGCAGCCAACAAGCAAGUCCAAGCAUCCCUCGCAGGAGGAGGACGAGGAAAAAAAAGUGAAGCCACCAAAGCAGGCGCCGUCGUCCGCGCGGAACAAUAGUGUUUUUGACAGCUUUUUCACUGUUUGUAAACAGUGAAGUGCACAAUCGAUAGAUUGGCCGCGGUGGGUGGUAUCAGUUUUGUGGAGAAACGGGUUCCGGGAAGACCGCCCCGCCGCCGUCGUCGAUGGAGUACGGGAGAAGGGAAGUGGCGGAGCAGCAGUAGUGAAUUGGAAUUGGUUGGCCCCUUCGUCCGGGGCGCUGGGAAAAAUAGUGAAUUCAAAAGUAGCAGCAGCGAUUAGUUGGGAAGUUUUUAGUUGCCUUCUUUCUGGAGAGAUCGCUUUGUACUUUCUCGCGAGGCCUCCUCGGCAUUUGCGAUUUGCAGUGGCGAGCUGGAGCAAAGAGAACCUUGAAAGCCUCGCGUUUUUUUUUCUUCUCCACACAUCUCAUCGCCCUUCUUCUUCGUCGUCAUCGUAUUGCCACCACUGCCUUCGUGUGGCCUAGCUUUACUUGACUGUCGUGUAGUCAUUUUGGUGGUGGAGAGUUAUUGCUUGCCAGCUAGGCUAGGCCAGGGCGCUCUAGAGCGGGCCUCGUCCAAAAGGGCAUCGACCCUGGGAGCUGCCACCGGAGUCAGAUCGUGUGACCAGGAAGUGACGCAAUCAGAUUGGGCGGAACCGUCCAGAAGCGUUUUGUGCGAGUGUAUCUUUAGCUGGAAUUCCGGGACGUUUUCCCCUCUCUUCACCUUCCGUCCCGCCCGCGACAGUAUAACGGGACGACGAAGGUAGUAGCAGCAACAACAACAACACAAACAAACAAACCAAGCAGCGAUGGAGCAGCUGCAGAUUCAGGAUCUGCCUUUCUGUCGGCUCUGCUUCACGCAGGGCGUCGAGCUGUACGAGAUCUUCCCGGGGGCGGGCAACGACAACGAAUCUCUGCUCAUCAAGAUUAUGGACUGCGUCACCGUGGCCAUCACAUUCGACGACGAUUACAAUUCGUACAUUUGCGCCAAGUGUGUGACCACUGUCGAGGAAUUUUACGACUACAAGGAAAAAUGCAAGGAGAACGACACGCUGCUGCGCGACAAGCGAAAAUCCGUCGACCAGACCGCGAUCUACAACGUGGUCAACAUGCCGUCGGAGGAGGAGGUAGCCAACAGCAACGGCAGCAGCGCCGUCGGCCAGGAGCUGGCCACGAUCGACGACCAGCAGAUGACGCUCGAGCAUCGCAUCAGCAUAGAGGGCGGCGCCCCGCUCAACGGAAAUAUCAUCGAGUUCAAGAAGCAACUGUUUACCGCAUCGCCCGACCAGCUCGGCAUCUGGAUUUGCGUGGCCUCGGGCAGCGACAUCCAGUGUCCGGCCAUGAUCCAGGUUGACGAGAACGUGCAGGUCGUUGCCGAGAUUGGACAGCACAACCACGGACUACCGGUAUCGGUAACGGAUAAUCCUCAAGAUACCAAGCCUCAACUGACCCCGCAACCGCAGCAACAACAACAGCAGCAGCAGCAGCAGCAACAACAGCAACCGCAACAACAGACAGUUGUUACCUCUCCGCAAUCGGCGAGUAAGAGUGCCGGAACGGCCGGCACCAGCUCCGGCAGCAGUUCGAGCAAGAAACGCAAGGCAAAGGAUCAACCGAGCAAAAGGAAGAUUUCCAACGACAUUCUCGUCGGCGAUGGCUGGCUCGUGGACGUGGACAGCCAGAAGCGUCACCACUACCAGCUCGUCACGAAGGACGGCUAUCAGACGUUUCUGAUUUUCAACGGUUAUCGCUUCCGCACGCAGCAAAAGAUUCGCAACGGAAUCGCGUCGUGGAAGUGUGCCUGGAACGGGCGCAAGGGCUGCCAGGCCAUCCUGCACAUUACCGAGGACUACCAGAAGGUCAAGGAAGUAGGCAAUCCGCACAACCACGAACCGUCGCUGCGAGAUCGGAUGAUUUCGGGCAAACCCGCCAACGGCAGCGAUGUCUCGAUGAUGGCCUCGGACGGCGAUGAAGAAAGCAUGCACGCCGCCGGAGUUGAGUUGCAGCACAUUACCAUUGCGGCAGCUGUCGGUGGACACGGAGGUAACAGCAGCAGCAGUAACAGCACGCACUCGGUUACGCUGGCGAAUGCCACCGUAACUGGCGGCGGAGGCCCCACCUCGACGGUGGUCACCAGCAGUGCACUGGGCGGCCUCGACGGCGUCACAACGGGCAGCCACAGCUCGUCGCUCGAGCAUCUGUCCUCGUCGGAGAUUGUCGACUUUGUCCAGCAGAACAGUAGCGGCAGUGACCAGCUCGUAACGACGGUCGUCGAUGCGGACGUUCAUCACGCGGCCGUCGUCGGCGGAGUCGUGGUGGAUGACGACGUCGUCAAGGAUACGGAUACGGCGAUGCCGAUGGACAUUGAGGAGAUCAUACGGCCCCACGUUGUGCUGCAUUCGGCGAACGAAUGAACGAGGCGCGCGGGGGGAAAGGAAAGGAAGGAGAUUUUACAGUGAAGGAAGAAACACAAUGAAAUCAUGGUUAUUCAAGAAAUGCUAUCGAGAUGGGAGGACAAGAUUAUGGAUGAAUACAGUGCGGCGCGGAUAUUCUCAAAAACCCUAAAAUAAUAUAUAUUUUUAAAUUGUGUAGCAUCGUGAGAAGUGGAGCGCUGGAAGAAUGAUUCUAAGGGGGUUUUAAGCAAAAAGACUAGCGUUUAAGAUUUACGAUUACGGAUAACGCAUUAAGCAAAAUGUGCUGAAACAGAAGGCAGUAUGAGUAUAGAAAUGUAGUCGGUAAGUAACGUACAUCUAAGCUUCUUUGUGUAAAUUGCCAAACUUAAUAAACCAUAAUAAAGAUCA
Culex pipiens pallens (northern house mosquito) is the source of this 2948-nucleotide messenger RNA. RefSeq lists its product as uncharacterized. The coding region runs from base 957 to 2561 and encodes 534 amino acids. The transcript has 4 exons. Gene Ontology annotation, molecular function: zinc ion binding. Gene Ontology annotation, cellular component: nucleus. NCBI's taxonomy places the organism in Eukaryota, Metazoa, Arthropoda, Insecta, Diptera, Culicidae. The record is from RefSeq and is a predicted model, not a curated record.